Urocitellus parryii (Arctic ground squirrel) is the source of this 734-nucleotide messenger RNA. It is a transcript of the gene Naa38, whose product is annotated as N-alpha-acetyltransferase 38, NatC auxiliary subunit. Gene Ontology annotation, cellular component: NatC complex. Gene Ontology annotation, molecular function: RNA binding. Lineage: Eukaryota; Metazoa; Chordata; Mammalia; Rodentia; Sciuridae. The record is from RefSeq and is a predicted model, not a curated record.
UUGAGUUCCAGGGAAAAGCGAACACAUUCCGUUUUAAUCCAGAGGUCUGGGCUACACGGGAUAUAGAGGAAGAACUAUUUUAAGGCAGAAAAACAAGACAUCCGGCGUAAUAGGUCUCGGUGAACCAUUGCCCAGGAAUAGAAGCUCGCGAGAUUUCUGCAGUUGCCGAGGAGACGAAGAGGAGGAGGAGGAGGAGGAGGAGUGGUGAUCUCGCGAAAGGAAAGACGUCGGGAGCGCUCGCGAGAUCUCAGACCACCGGACCCGAAAGGUUUUUAGGAAGUUUAAGGGCCCAGAGGGGCCCGCGGGGCAAAUGGCUGGAGCUGGGCCGACCAUGCUACUACGAGAGGAGAAUGGAUGUUGCAGCCGGCGACAAAGCAGUUCCAGCGCCGGGGACUCGGAUGGGGAGCGCGAGGACUCGCCGGCUGCGCGUGCCCGGCAGCAAUUAGAGGCGCUGCUCAACAAGACUAUGCGCAUUCGAAUGACAGAUGGACGGACACUGGUCGGCUGCUUCCUCUGUACCGACCGCGACUGCAAUGUCAUCCUGGGUUCGGCGCAGGAGUUCCUCAAGCCGUCGGAUUCCUUCUCUGCCGGGGAACCCCGUGUGCUAGGCCUGGCCAUGGUACCGGGACACCACAUCGUUUCUAUUGAGGUGCAAAGGGAGAGCCUUGCAGGGCCUCCGUAUCUCUGACCAUAAUUAGGCAUGUCUUUCAAACCUCAUUAAAUUUAUGACUGAU